Molecule: messenger RNA, 2765 nt
Organism: Amoebophrya sp. A120
Lineage: Eukaryota; Dinophyceae; Syndiniales; Amoebophryaceae
Source: the annotation of a GenBank genome assembly
GUCAUCUCUGAAAAAGAGCUGUAUCCGUGCCCUUCCGUGAGGCACUGUACAGCGUCGAUCGAUGGUGAGAGUUGAAAAGCAGCCCUGUUGCCGAAACACUUUUAGCGGAGUUUGCAAUGUAGUUGUCUGGUCUGUUUUGUAUAAGCCACUCUGGAUGGUAGAAUUUUAAUUGUCAGAGCUUGGUCUUCCUCUGGGACUGUUGCUGUAUACGCAUGAUGAAUUACCCUUCCUGUCGGGUUUUCGGAAGCGCGACUAGGCGCGUUCUGCAUUUCCGCAGCAAGAGCGUAUGCUUGUUUGUGGCGGUGCAGGGGUUUUUGUUGUUGCGACACGCGCACGGGUACCAGAGCGAGCUCGACCAGCGCCAGCACGAUCAGGCUUAUCUCGGAUCGGCGGGCGAAGUUGUGUCCCACCUUGACGCACCUGGCGAGCAUUCUGACCGCCAGUCGAUAAUGUUUUCGGAAAUAAACAACGUCGCACAUACAGAACGAGACCGGGAAAAGCAGGCGAGGCGGCGGAGCGCCUGGCUCUGGAAGAACGAGGUUGUCCGCGCCGUGCGCCGGCGCCAAAAAACCGAGCUGGGCCACGGGGGCGCACGGGAGCAGCACAGCUCAGUCGCAGCGUCAGCCUCCGGUCGUGUUACGGGGGCAGAAGACACAGUUGGUAGUUCUUUAGGUGGAAGCGCAUCAAUUGGGCAACAGAAAAGUAGAACCGCAGCUCUCCUUCAGCGAGAGGAAAUAGGCUAUGCGGACCAGGGCGACGGGGACCCCGGUGCAGGAGAAGUCUUGAACGCCGGCGGGGUGAAAAAUAUCACGCCGCAAAGCCCAGAGCGAGUGACAGCGUCCAGUGAGGCCGGAGAGGAGCACGAAGCUUCCAAAGCGAUUGAUCGGGACGUACUCACGGAGGCACGGACGGGUAAGAUUUGCGUUUAAUUUUGUCUCUGCUCCACAGUGUCUGUGUACUCAAUUAGCAGAAAGUUUUCUUGCGAUCCACUGUUGCAGACCACUCACGAACGACGAGUAUCAUUCGAUCUUUGUGGGAUUGCGACGAGCGCCAUUAGUGCGAGCGUGUGCUCGUUGCUUCAAUCACGCGAAAACUUCGAAUUCGGAGUAGUGCUUCUUAAUGUUAGAACGGCCCUGUACAACUCAGUACUCAAUCUCAGGCGAUAGCGCGACUGCUUCGAACGGCGAUCACCUUGGGCAGGUUUGCCCCUGGAUGCAGAUUGAGUUCCCCCGUCCGAUGGCGGUUACCGAAGUGAAACUCACCGUGAACAUGAACCGUGGGGGGCUCCGGCACUUGUGGUUCCUGAUGCCGUUUGGCGUUGGCAACUACGCCAAUCAGAUUCAGUGGAAGGACACGGAGUGGAACAAAUACGAGCUUCCGGAGAGCGACAUCUCUCUGGACGCUGGGCUCCGGAUCCGGGUGAGUCACAACAAGCGCGUCCGGAGUACCACAUGCGACUACGAUACGCUGGAGACGGACUACUGUGCGGGGCACUCUGCGGGAGCGAUUUGCCCCACGGUGGACCCGAGCAAAGACGAGGUCUGCGAGAUUUUCCGCUAUGAAAAAGACCCCGUGCUCGGGAACGGCGCCGGCUUAGACCGCUUCACGCUGACCGGCGAUCUGGACGAUCGAGGGGACAUGCGCGGCACGGUGGUGAUCGACUGCGAGCUGCGCGAGGGCCAGUUCGUGAUCCUCGAGGCGCUUGGGGUCAAAGCGUCCGACGACAACAUGAUACGGACGCUGGGGGUAGCCGAGUUUGAAGUAUUUGGCACGCAUACCACCACCACGACCGUCGGGACGCCGGCGCCGCCGGAAGAGUCGGCGCUCGUCAGCUCGACCGCUAUCGUCUCGAUUGCGAUCCUAGUGCCCAUCGUGCUCGUGCUCCUUGGGGCGUACGCGCUUCACUUCCUGCAUCCCGAGAAGAAGGCGAACGGAGAGCCGAAAAGUUUUGUUGAUCGCCUGUUUGGGCCCUGCAUGGGGGAAGAUGUGGAGCAGGGCGAGAAGCACGAGACGCUCCUGGCAGGCGGGCACGCGAACAUGCCGAGCAUCAUGAAAAAUAAUGCCGGCGGCGGGCCCGCCGUGUUCGGCGCUGCAAAAUUCGGCCAGGGUGGCGUUUUCGGGCAGAACAAGACUCCCGCGGUUGGCGCGGCCGCUGUUGGGCAUCAGCCUCCGAACGCCGCCAUUGCAGCGGCCGCUGGCAUCGGCGCACGCGGCGGCGCAGGCGGCGGAGCAGGUAAAAGUGACGAUAUUGACUUCGGAAAGUUCCACAUGAAUAUGGCCGGUGACGUGAAGGCCCCCCCGGAAGCGCAGAAGGACAAAGGACUCUUCGAACGAAUCAAGGACUUCUUCCUGUCGUGCUGUAGUUCCGGAAAAAAUGGGGAGUGGGGCGACGACGACUACUAUGGCGACGAGGACUGGGACGGGGAAGAGUGGGACGACGAGUGGGAAGAGGACGACGGCCAGGGCGGCAAGAAGAAAGGCAAGAAGAAGCGCAAAAAGGGCAAAGAUAAAAAGGACGAGAAGUCGACAAAAAAAGGUUCUAAAGCAGGUGCGGCGCCGCCGGAGGAGGACGUGCACGCGCCACAGGAAUACGGCGGCUCAGGGAAGAAGGCGGAUUUUGCGAGUUUCAAAAUCAAAAUGUAGAAGACAAGAUGAGACGACAAUAGAAAACCUGCGCGGUUUCGGGCAUUUUUGUGUUUCCGUUUCGCACACAAUGAAUCAAUGAAUAAGUCGAGAAAAAAUCGAGGACGCGAGGGUACAAGAAG